Tribolium castaneum (red flour beetle) is the source of this 1313-nucleotide messenger RNA. It is a transcript of the gene Coq2, whose product is annotated as Coenzyme Q biosynthesis protein 2. Gene Ontology annotation, cellular component: mitochondrial inner membrane. The record is from RefSeq and is a predicted model, not a curated record. The coding region runs from base 190 to 1272 and encodes 360 amino acids. Gene Ontology annotation, biological process: ubiquinone biosynthetic process. The transcript has a single exon. Lineage: Eukaryota; Metazoa; Arthropoda; Insecta; Coleoptera; Tenebrionidae.
UGUGGACAUAAAAAGGCGAGUUAACGCAUUUUUUUAUUUUUUUUUUUUUUUUGUAAAUGUGAGGUUACAUUUUUGACAGUUGACAGAUGAGCAAGGUUAUGUCAUUGCAAAAAUCGCAUUUUAAUGAAAAUAUGAUGCUAACACAAUAAAUUGACAAUAAAAUUGGACGCGUACCGUCGUUGGCGCAUAAUGUUAGCUCUCAGAACCGCAAGUUCGUUGAUCAGGGUGGUUAAUUUCCGCGCACCGAAAACUAAGGUUAGGACACUGUUAAGUCCAAAUAUCCGCUACAUUUCAAAGACGACAAUCUUUUUCAACAACAAGAAUGAGACCCUCCCUGUGCGAAUCGUCGGUAGUGCCCCUAAGUCAGUGCAACCCUACUUGAAACUAAUGCGACUUGACAAACCAAUCGGCACAUGGUUGCUGUUCUGGCCCUGUGGCUGGGGCAUAGCCUCGGCGGCCGCGCCUGGGUGUUUCCCCGAUCCCUACAUGCUGGCCUUAUUUGGAACGGGGGCUGUAAUCAUGCGGGGCGCCGGCUGCACAAUCAACGAUAUGUGGGACCGCGAUAUCGAUUCAAAGGUCGCACGAACCAAAGACCGGCCUUUAGUCAACGGCGAUGUUUCUAUGAAAGCCGCUUGGGUUUUUCUUGCGGGUCAGUUAAGCCUGGGUUUGGCCGUUUUGUUACAAUUAAACUGGUAUAGUGUGUUCCUGGGAGCAAGUUCCAUGGGUCUAGUCAUAAGUUAUCCGCUAAUGAAGCGCUUCACCUAUUGGCCCCAGUUGGUGCUAGGGCUGACGUUCAACUGGGGCGUCCUCUUGGGGUACAGUGCCAUCAAGGGGCACGUCGAUUUGCCUGUUUGCUUGCCAUUGUAUUUAGCUUCGGUGUGUUGGACUAUAAUUUACGACACGAUUUAUGCGCAUCAAGACCGGGCUGAUGAUUAUAAGUUGGGGAUUAAGUCGACGGCGCUUAAGUUUGAUAGGGAUACGAAGUUGUGGUUGAGUGGAUUUAGUGCUGUGAUGAUGGGAGGGGUUGUGCUCUCAGGGAUUAUGAAUGAGAUGGCGUGGCCAUACUACGCCUCCACUGCUUUAGUGGCCUCACAUCUUGCCUCCCAGUUAUUUACACUCAACAUUGACAAUGCCAGUGAUUGUUCGAAUAAAUUCGUGUCGAAUGCGCAAGUCGGAUUGAUCCUGUUCUGUGGAAUAGUCUUAGGAAAUUAUUUCAAAAAAGAUAAAGGCAAAAAGGAAAAUUUUCAUUCCGCCAAUGUAUUAGUUACUUAAUUGUAAUUCAAACGUUUCCUCAAAUAAAUUAUUUAUAAUUA